CAUUUUUAAAAUUUUCAACUAAAAAUGCAGUGCGCUCUAAUUUGAGACACCCUGUACCAAUUUUUUACUAAAAGUACCGUAUACAGCGCCAUCUUCCGAAUAUUACCCAAAAUUUUAUGGUUCUAUUCAAACCUAUUUUAUAAAUGUCGAUAAUUUUACAGAAUCCAUAGAAUCACUAACUGACUGAAUCUGUUUUUAAUGUUCGAUUAAAAAGAAUUAUUGUUUGAUUCUCUGGACUCCAGAUGCACUAAAUUAUUUCAUUUCUACAAACAUACAAGUAUAAAAUGCUUAUUUUUAUGUUCAGUAGGUCAGUCUUUAAAGUUCAAUUUUACGUGGUGGUAUAUUUUCAAAAAUUAUUUGCACAUUUGCACCACAGAUUUACCACGGUAUUUGAUUCAAUACCCCUGUCUCCUGUCAUUUCUGUUUAUUUGUGGGUUAAGAAAUAUCAGCUGACAUUUAUUUUUUUUAUAUUAUUAAAAUUUGGUGAAUUUUACCUUUUUAUUGUAUUUUUUAUGGAAAUAAUUCUAAGGAGUAAAAAUACGUGAAUUCGACACCUUUUAAAAUUUUCAGUAAUGUUUGGAAUAACUCAUUAACAGGAUACUUACACAGGUUCUAAAUAUUUAAGGAAGGUAUUUGAUUUAAAAAAGAAGCAACACGUUGGAAAGUUCUUUAACUAUAAGACUGUUGUCUUGAAAAAAGAUUAUGGAGUUCGAAACAACGAAGGAUUUUUCGGAAUUUUGUCAACAUCUUAGUGACUUACGGGUGAAAUUUCAAAAAUGGGACAGCUGCGAAAAAACUGUGGCACUUUAUUACUUAAUGGUUGGAUUGCCCUUUUCAAAUGCAAAAUUUCUACAGAAUGCUUUAAAUCAACUGCUGCCAACAAUUAAUACAGCCGACACUCAAAGAUUGGAAAAUAAUGCUAAUAAUCCAGCUGUAAUUGAUAGUUUCUUAGCAGAAACUCCUCAAACGGCUUUGUGUUUAUUGUUACAUCAUUUGCCAAUGCUUAAACCAGGAAAUAGGGAAGCGGCACAAACAUAUUUGAAUACCAUAAGAAGAAUUUUGACAGAAUUUAUAACGCCACCAUUUAAGAAGAUUUAUAAUGAGUGCGUGGAAAUUAUGUCCUAUGUAUAUAUUCACCCUGCCUUUGAUAAGGACGACAAGAGGUCUUUCAAGCACCUUUUGAAACAAGUUAUAAAUAAGGUGAGUCCCGAGAAUUUUGUACAUUCGCCAGUCAGCGAGAUAAUCAGCGAUAGCGGAAGCGACAAUCCAGAUUUAAUAAACAACAACAAAAAACGAUCGAACAGUUUGAUACCCGAAUCGACGUACGUAUGUGAUAUAGAGAACUGGUCGUCUCAAGAGAAUCUGGUCAACAGGUUAUCGAAACCAAGAAGUUACUCGUUAUCGUGCGAGAAAAACACUUUACAAAUACCCCAAAUUCACACGAGCAGUUCGGAGACGAAACUUCAAGAGAUCAUAAUCAAGAACAAUUUGCCCAUUAUGAAAUCUAUCCUGUCGUGGUUGAAGUCGCUUCGGUUGCACAAAUACAGUUGGAUAUUUAACAAUUUAACGGCAGGUCAAAUGCUGAAUCUCACGGAGGACUAUUUGAUAGGAGUGGGCGUGACUAAAGGUGCUAGACACAAGUUACUGAUAAGUUUGGAGAAACUAAGGGGACGAAUGAGGGCGCUCGAAGACUUGGAAAUGGCGGUUUUGCACGGAGGGGAUUUGAAUAAAGCUUUAAAAGAACUGAAAUCUAUUUUGUAUACGCCUUUGCAGAUUUCUAUGGGAGAAGAUUUGUAUUCUCAAUUUGUCAGAGUUAUGGGGAAAGUUUGUGCGCAAUUGUUGACGAUGCGCAAUCCAUCGGACGAAAAUCUAGUUUUGUUCAAUUCAAUGUGCGAAAAGGCUGAAGAUAUGGAUGGAUUUACCUACGACCAUAAAAAGAAGUUGUCGAUGUGGCGGGAACAACUGGCAGUCGGUUCUAACUUACCAAUUUACCCCCAAGGAAAUUGUUGUCGAAAGAGUAUAAGGAAUAAACAGACGAAAAAUCCGAAAUCCUAUAUAUUUGAAGCGUCGGUCGAUCCGUCGUCAGGUACCCAAAAAAGUUCUUCGUACCCGAACAUGCAGAGCAGUUCGAGUUAUUUAGGCCAUAGACAUUCCGUGGAUAGUGUCACGUUAAAAAGCCAACUGUUGCACAUAAACCCCGCGAGUUCACGCGAACCCUGUCCUAACGAUAAAUGCGGUACGAACUCGAGUAGGCUGAAGUCGAACUGUCAGUCUGUCAAAAACAAUCUGGACAUCGAGAGUAGUUUAGAGUCUUUAUGUAUACAGAUGAUGGAGCACGCGUUAGGACCGUAAAGUAUAUUUUAUAUUUAUUGACUGUUGACAAAUUUAUUUUUUUAGAGGCUAGUCGUGUUCUGUUUGCUAGUACUACAAUUUUUUGUAGGAAAAUGUUGAUAUAUAUGUGAUGUGAUGUAAUUUAAGCCAACUAAUGUUAUGUUUUUAAUAAAACAUCUAUGACAAGAUA
Messenger RNA from Sitophilus oryzae (rice weevil), 2521 nucleotides. RefSeq names its product protein Smaug homolog 1 (gene smg). Gene Ontology annotation, molecular function: protein binding; mRNA binding; translation repressor activity. Gene Ontology annotation, biological process: nuclear-transcribed mRNA poly(A) tail shortening; negative regulation of translation. Lineage: Eukaryota; Metazoa; Arthropoda; Insecta; Coleoptera; Curculionidae. The transcript is spliced from 6 exons. The coding region runs from base 703 to 2352 and encodes 549 amino acids. Gene Ontology annotation, cellular component: P-body. The record is from RefSeq and is a predicted model, not a curated record.